AUGCUUGCAACCAUCGUUAUUUCCCUUGCGGCGUUGCCUGCGACCUUGAUCAUCUGGUCUUUGAUCACCCUCAAUACAAAUCUGAAUAAAGCACGCGCGAUAGGGCUUCCGAUUCUCGUACGCUACGUCACACCAACCAAUCCACUAUGGAUGGUCUUCGGCAGCAACCUCGUCCGACUAGCUCGCCGGUUUGGACUCGCGACAGAACAUUUUGAUCGAUUUUAUCUCUUUGGAUGGGACGCAAAUGAGCGAUACCGGGUCCAUGCAGACUUUGGCGACACGUUCACACUAGUAUCGCCUGGUGGAAAUUGGAUCUACAUCUCUGAUCCGAAGACUGCCUGGGAUGUACUGAGACGGCCUCGCGACUUUGGUCAUAACGUUGAACAAAUUGCAGUUCUGAAUGUCUAUGGGAAGAAUUUAUCAACAACGGAAGGACAUGAGUGGCAGAAGCACCGCAAGGUCACUGCAGCUACAUUCACCGAAAGAAACAAUGAGCUUGUGUGGCAGGCUUCACUUACACAAGGCAAUGGGAUGCUCGACUACUGGCUUCAUCGCGCUCCACGGCCAAUCAGAAGCGUGGCAGACGAUUGCAAGACAUUAACUCUCAACGUAUUGGCGGCUGCGCUCUUCACGAAGCCGUAUCCAUUCGAGGGACAGGAGGAGAUGAAGAAGCGCCAUGCUAGGUCAGUCGACCAAUCAGACGACUCUCACCAAUAUCGGGAUUCAUUUUCGAAGAUUCUUCGUGGCAUUAUUCCUAUUGCUAUAUUCGGUGGGGAAGCUCUAAGAAACUCAUCCUGGAUCCCAACCUCAAUGAAGGAAGUGGGCGAAGCCGUUGAGAGCUUCCGAUCGUAUGUUCUCAAUAUGAUUGAAGAAGAGAGAGACAACAUUCAGAAGAACGUAUCGGCUCGCAAGGAUCUGGUCUCAUGUUUAGUGCGAGCGUCGAUGGCGCAGCAAAACGAUGGCCGCGACAUGACCAUCACAGAGCAGGACAUCAUCAGUAACACAUUUAGUUGGCUCCGCGAGGAAAUCCGACACUACUGCGAAGAUGAUGACUACAAUAAGUGGUCUUACGCCACGUGGACGAAGCUAAAACGAUGCCAAGCUGUAGUGAUGGAAACUCUGCGACUCUGCCACCCACUCGGUUCAUCGUCGAAGCUAACUAAAGACGCAUGCACUCUGACGGUGGGAGCCAAUACAUACACUAUCCCACCGCACUAUAACGUGCAGGUCAACUUCUGUGCCCUACACACCAAUACAACUGUCUGGGGUAACACUGCGAUGGCCUGGGACCCAAAGCGUUUUAUCGAUAUUGGAGAAGUUAAAGGCACACACGAGAUUGAGGCAGAGCAAUUUCACGUUUUUGCAGACGUGUGUCCUGGAAAGCGAUUCUCGCAAGUAGAACUUUCUGCUGUCCUCGCAAUACUGUUUCGAAACCAACAGCUUGAGCCUGUGCCGGAGACAGGAGAAUCUGCUACGGAGUCUAGGCAGAGAGCUCAGCGAAUCUCCCUUGACAUCCAGAUGACACUGCUGAACGAAAUGUAUCAACCAGAACGACUUGGUCUGAAGUGGGUAAAGGUGGACGGAGACCGUUGA
Paraphaeosphaeria sporulosa is the source of this 1593-nucleotide messenger RNA. Its product is annotated as cytochrome P450. Gene Ontology annotation, molecular function: iron ion binding; oxidoreductase activity, acting on paired donors, with incorporation or reduction of molecular oxygen; monooxygenase activity. The transcript has 4 exons. The coding region runs from base 1 to 1593 and encodes 530 amino acids. The record is from RefSeq and is a predicted model, not a curated record. Lineage: Eukaryota; Fungi; Ascomycota; Dothideomycetes; Pleosporales; Didymosphaeriaceae.